UUCCUAUUCACAUUACAUGCAAUUGAUAGUAACGGCUGAACUUUCUUAAACAAUCUCUCGUUCACACUGAUUCUCCACAUAGCACCAAAGAGUAAAUAUAAGUAUACUGUAUAACUGUCCUUUCUUCUUUGAGUUUUUAUGGUGACAACAAUGGCAGACUUUCCUCCGAACCCAGAGGACGGAGAGCUCUGGAUCCCGUCCGAAAUCAUUCAUGAAAUCACUUCUGCACAUGGCACAGUGUCACCGCCGCCAAAACACACCGUUUUGUCUCAUCAUCCUCCUCGUCCUACGCUUCCUCCUGUUGCCCCAAACUUUCAGAUUUGCUUUGGUUCUUUUGGUGUUAAUCAAAGUGGUGUUCACCCUGACGUUGUAGGUUCCCCAACACCCUGUUCAUCUCACAACACAGUUACACGCGUAGUACAGGGAUUUGAUAAAAAAGGAAGCAGCGUUUAUGUUGAAAAAAAUGGAGGGACAGGUGUCUUUCUUCCUCUUCCUCGUUCAGUGAAUACUUGUGCAAAACCUGAUGAGAUUGCAUCAAAUCCUGGAGUUUCCACUCAAAAGAAGAAAAGGGGUGUGAAGAAAGGAGGAGGAAGUAAUGAGAAGAUGACAUGCAGCAGCUUGAAGAAAGGAAUUCCGGCAAAGAAAGAGCAGUACCGCCAACUUCCUUCUGGGAUUUGUUUGCCUCAGGAUUGGAAAUACUGAUUUAAUUAAAUAAAAGAGGAUCCUUGUUCCUGAGUUCAACAUCUCCAUGGGAGAAAAUGAAAUAAAUGAAUAAAAAAUAAAUCUAUUUGAAUA
Mangifera indica (mango) is the source of this 795-nucleotide messenger RNA. RefSeq lists its product as uncharacterized. Bases 139 to 702 code for a protein of 187 amino acids. The transcript has 4 exons. The record is from RefSeq and is a predicted model, not a curated record. Lineage: Eukaryota; Viridiplantae; Streptophyta; Magnoliopsida; Sapindales; Anacardiaceae.